AUGGCCUCCCGCCCACCCCAUCACAACAUGUACGCCCAUCCCCAACAAAUCCCCCCGCAGCAAAUACGUCAACAGCACGUGCCCCCACAACCUCAUGUGUCGCGGCCAUCACGUCCAUCACGUCCCGAGCUCGUCACAUCACAGCACAUGGUUUCUGCACGCCAGAUCCAGUCACAUCAAGCAGUGCAGCAGCAUCAGAAACCCACGGUGCCGCAGCAUGCUCAACAAUACAUGGAUGUACAUCAGAUGAAUCAGGAUGCUCAGCAUCAGCAAUUGCAGCAGCAGUAUCACGGAGCUCGAAUGCAAAACCCCCAGGCGCAGUUGACGCAAAUGCCUUCUUCGAACUCGCCAUAUCCCUUAGCAACAUCUAAGACCGAUCUCGCCCAACGGUAUCAGCAGCCGGUUCAGGCUGCCCACCACACCCAGCAGAAAGGCCAAAAAGUUGGAAUUCAACACGGCCGUGUUGCUGCCGUUCACCAGCAGCAGAUACCUGCGCAACAAGCGCAUCAGGGCCAGCAAGCUAUGUCCCAGCAGAUGCACAUGGCUCGCCGCUCAACGGCAGCGAGCAACGUGAACCAUAUCUCAGUCAUGAGGGGCGCAAACAUUCACAAUGGGCAGUUGUACCCGGCCGGACUUGGGCUCCCGGCUAGCGCAAUGCAAUCAGCGAAUAUACAAUACCCACCUUCGUACACGAGCACAGGCCUUUUCGAUCCGCUGAAUUUGAACCCUGCUGGCAUUCCUCUCAGCUCUGUGGGCGUAUCUCAACCGGCAACCAAUCAAGCUGUCAAUGUCGCACGCGACCUGGAACGCCAAGGGCAGAAUUCGCAAUUACCUCAAGGGGUUGCCCGGUCCGGGGUUCAUGUCCAUGAACGGAAUGGAGUGACAGCUCAAGAUAUUCAAAGUUACGCGGAUCAGGGCCAAGCGCAACUACUGCAUCGCCCAGGCGGCCAUUCCACUCCACAGGACUUUCAGGACCAGGCUGUCUCACAACAUCACGUGCAGACAGGUCUGUAUCAACCUGUGGAACAGCAACAGAAUACUCCACAUCUCAUUUUGAAUCAGGGUACGGGACUUGCUCCCCCACAAGGUUCAGUCGUGGUUCACACUCAACCUUCGCAAAUCCCUCAGGCUUCAGCUGCAGCAGAUGAUCAAUUGAACCAGCAGGUAUAUCAAAACUCCGCGCAAAAUCAACUACCUGGGGUUGCAGCAGGUGAUGGACAGCAAGUUGGAGAUCUUUCGAGUCGCAAAGCUGCUGUGCCGACAACACAACAGGAGUUGCUGCAGUGGCAUGGCAGUGGCCCCAACUCCAGAGCUGUUAACAACGGAUUAUCACAACAACCAAAUGGAGUAGCGACUGGCACGGUUUCUGGUCCGAUCAUCACCCAGUCUCAUCUGCUAGACAUGGGCGUGCCAAACGCGCGCCAUCCGCGCCAGAACAGCAUUGCACAAAUCUCGCAACUCACGGGUAUUCAAGCGACGUCAGAUCAACGCAAUGGCAGCCAGAAGCGGCAAUUACCAGCAUCUGGUGAUGAGGGAUCUCCGCGUAAGCGAAGACAGCUUGGACCAGGUACGCCUUCGCCGCUGGAGUCUUCGCGAACAUACCCUUGUUCUGGAUGCGGUCAAGACUUCGCUCGGAAGAGGGAUCGCGAUAAUCAUGUACGGACAGUGCACGAGCGAUCGUUCAGAUGCUCUAAAUGCGAGUCCAGAUUCAAGACGAAGAGUGACGCAAACAGGCAUGUGCGGAUUGUCCACGACCGCGUGCGGCCGUACCAGUGCCCGUCAUGCCCCAGCAUGUUUUCGGAGAGGAACAAGCUACGAAGGCACAAGGAAACCGUUCACGAAAAGCGCAGGCCAUUUGUUUGUCCAGUAUGUUCAUCCCGAUUUGGGGAGCUGGGAAACCUUCGACAGCACACUGGGUCCCUACAUCCAGAGUACCAGUCUGGUUCAGGGUCCAACCCCGGCCGCUCCAGGGUCAAUCACCAAGUACAAUCAUAG
Chondrus crispus (carragheen) is the source of this 1995-nucleotide messenger RNA. RefSeq lists its product as hypothetical. Lineage: Eukaryota; Rhodophyta; Florideophyceae; Gigartinales; Gigartinaceae. Gene Ontology annotation, molecular function: DNA-binding transcription factor activity, RNA polymerase II-specific; RNA polymerase II cis-regulatory region sequence-specific DNA binding. The record is from RefSeq and is a predicted model, not a curated record. Gene Ontology annotation, biological process: regulation of DNA-templated transcription. The transcript has a single exon. Bases 1 to 1995 code for a protein of 664 amino acids.